UUGAACAGCUUCUCAAACUUGUAAUAAGCACCCUAUUGAUUCCCACGACUAUCUUUUUUGCUCCCAUCGCUUGCGACACCCGCUUGCUGUCGGGCACGCCACACGUCUUCCCCUAACUUGAUGAGUCAUGCAGCCAUGGGAUUCUUAGCAGUGACGAUUCAGCUACCAUCCACGCAACUGAGAGCCUGGCCAAACGCAGCCGAUCCGUGUUCGCUUGCAUCGCUUUUGUUGAACGUUCUUGGGAAAUGCUCAAGCGAAUGCAGGGUCCGAGGUCCCAAUUGCCGCGCAAGUGACAAAAAGCUACCUAUUCGACAUCAAGCGACAGCUGCACCGUAUGGCCUCCUGGGUUCGUCCGGCUCCGCGGCGGCCCGUCUAGAAGUUUUGGAAGAAGCCUUUUUGGACGACGGGAGAACCGCGGCACACGAGAGAACAGAGGGUCGGAAGAAACCAGCCGACAAACGAUUCGAUACUCAAGUGGCGGUUUCGGUUCUACCGUGGUCUCGAGUCAGGCUGAGUGCCCCACCGCCGACCGGUGUGUGAAGGUACAGACGGAAUAAUAGGUCCUCCGACGCAAUUGUCGAUAGAUAUCGCCUCCGGCCGCCUCCAUCGAGCUCCAGGCCCUCAACCAGUCUCCGCAGGCCCACAUUAUUCGCUGAUGACAUGGUCAAGACCGCGGUCACUCUGAAACGCUUCACAUCUGCACUCAAAAUGCAGUCUAGAAAACUCGCAGUACCAAGAUAGAUUGUGCUCAAACUGGGGGAUCCGCAGAUCUGCCCUGCAU
Messenger RNA from Westerdykella ornata, 781 nucleotides. RefSeq lists its product as uncharacterized. Lineage: Eukaryota; Fungi; Ascomycota; Dothideomycetes; Pleosporales; Sporormiaceae. The transcript has a single exon. Bases 121 to 540 code for a protein of 139 amino acids. The record is from RefSeq and is a predicted model, not a curated record.